CUCUCUGGCGGCUGUGAGCUGACGGUCGUCCUGCAGGACUUCACGGCGGGAUGCAGCACCGAGAUGUCCGUCAGCACCGGUCAGACGGUGGAGCUGCUGGAGCGUCCGAGCGAGCGGCCCGGCUGGUGUUUGGUCCGGACCACCGACCGCAGCCCGCCCCAGGAGGGACUGGUCCCCAGCUCCACUCUGUGUGUGUCCCACUCUCGCUCCAGCGUGGAGAUGGACUGCUUCUUCAGCUCAGGGAAAGAAAACUAUCCUGUCGUCGGCUCUGACGGGAAGACGGAGUCAGUGGCGAACCUUCAGCCCCAGCCGUCCCUCAGCUCGCUGCACUCUAGCUCUCCAGGUCCCAAACGCUCCGGGAACACUCUGAGGAAAUGGCUCACCAGUCCGGUCCGCCGCCUCAGCCACGGCAGCUCGGUCAAGAAACUCCCCAACAGCAAGCAGAAGAAGAGCGGAUCAGGAAGAGAAGAAAGCAGGAGGAGUAUCGACCUCGGGCAGCCCGACCUCAACCUGCAGGAGGACAUCAUCAGUGAGCGAGUCCUCAGCAAGGACGGAAACCUCCUCUCCAAGACGGCGCAGGGGAUGCAGAGCGGCGGCGAGGAGGAGCCGGACGAGGAGGCGCACACCCCUCUGCCUCCCCCCAUGGAGAUCAUCAAAGACCCCUCAGCAGCUCAGGAAGACAAGUCUUCGUCCCUGCUAACGUCUCUGCAGUCGUCGUCCGAGGGGCCCAGCGCUGCCGAGCUGGUUAGCGCCAUAGAAAAACUGGUUAAAACUAAGAUGACUCUGGAACCGGGAGCGUACCCCGGCUUCUCCUCUCUCUCUCCACCGGAGCAAACGACCCCAGUCCAGCCACGCAACCCAGAACUGGAGCAGAGAGCGAAAGCUAUGAGAGGACGCAUGUUUGUUUUGAACGAGCUGAUUCAGACGGAGAAGGACUACGUCAAAGACCUCGGCAUCGUGGUCGAGGGCUUCAUGAAGAAGAUCGAAGAGAAGGGCGUCCCCGAUGACAUGAAAGGAAAAGAUAAAAUCGUCUUUGGGAACAUUCAUCAGAUCUACGACUGGCACAGAGAUUUUUUUGUAGGAGAGUUGGAGAAAUGUCUGGAAGACCACGAGCACCUCCCAGAGCUCUUUAUAAAACAUGAGAGACGGCUGCACAUGUACGUCGUUUACUGUCAGAAUAAACCGAAGUCGGAGUUCAUCGUAGCAGAAUACGACACGUAUUUCGACGGGAUCCAGCAGGACACUCAGUCCAGACUGUCCAUCAGUGACUUCCUCAUCAAACCCAUCCAGAGAAUCACAAAAUACCAGCUGCUACUCAAGGACUUCCUGAAGUUCAGCUUAAAGGCGGGCAUCGACUGUGAACAAAUCGAGAAAGCCGUGGAUUUGAUGUCUCAGGUCCCUAAACUCUGUAACGAUAUGAUGAAUCUGGGUCGGCUGCAGGGAUACGAGGGUAAACUCAUGUGUCAGGGCAAACUGCUGCAGCAGGAAACCUUCUUUGUGACUGAGCAGGACGCCGGCGUCCUGUCGCGCUCCAAGGAGCGACGAGUUUUCCUCUUCGAGCAGAUCGUCAUCUUCAGCGAGCUGCUCAGGAAGGGAUCGUCCACACCGGGAUACCAGUUCAAGAAGAGCAUCAAGAUUUCCUUCCUGGGUCUGGAGGAGAGCGUGGACAACGACCCGUGUAAAUUCGUGUUGGCUUGUCGUGGCUCGUCGGACCGUUUCACUCUGCAGGCCGCAAAGGUCGACACCAAACAGGUCUGGGUCCGACACAUCCAGGAAGUCCUGGACGCUCAGAGCAACUUCCUGUCUGCUUUGCAGUCGCCCAUCGAGUACCAGAAGGAAAAGAGCGGAGCGGGCUGCAGCGCCUCUCUGACCAGGAACCGCUCGACUUCGGGGAACCGGACAACCGCGGCGUCUCACAGCCGGCCGUCUUCAGCUGUCGGGCUCGGCGACAAAGAGAUGGAGAGGGGGAGGAGUCAGAUGAAGAUGUCUACCUCCAACGGGGGCACAUCGUGUUUCGACAGGGACCGUGAGGGCGGCUGUAACGGCGUCUCCUCCACCAUGAUGGUCACUCAGGACUACUCUGCGCUCAAAGAGAACGAGAUCUGCGUCAGUCAGGGAGAGACCGUGCAGAUCCUGGCCACCAAUCAGCAGAACAUGUACCUUGUUUACCGGCCGGCCAACAGCCAAUCACCCGCCGCUGAGGGCUGGGUGCCGGGACGCAUCUUAGGCCCGCCCACAAAGUCCAUAAAAGACUCUUCUUCUGCUACGUCUUUCUCAGCGGCGGUGUCUGAUGCACACAACAUCAAGUAAGUCCCCUCCCCCCCAAAACCCCCCACCCAGCUCUUCUUUACCUGCAGACAGACGCACUUCAUGUUGGGAUGAAACGAGCCCUCGGAUUGGAUGAGAGAGACGAGGUGACAAAGCUCUUUUUUUUUUUUUUUUGAAUCCGCUCCCUUCCCUAGCUCCUCACUGCCUUUCCUAAAUCCUCCUUCCCUUCCCUCCUCCUCCCUUUAAAGAACAAACUGUUGGACCUUACAGGAGACUUUUCUCGUCUCGGACGUUAAAAAAAAAAAAAAAAAAAA
Molecule: messenger RNA, 2582 nt
Organism: Labrus bergylta (ballan wrasse)
Lineage: Eukaryota; Metazoa; Chordata; Actinopteri; Labriformes; Labridae
Source: RefSeq, a predicted model, not a curated record